AUGAAUUUCCUAAUCCUUUUUACUAUUUAUACUUAUCUGGAUAGGUUCCUCUUGAGCUUCCAUUUUCAAAGGGAGAAGCCAUGGAUGAUCCAACUUGCCUCUGUCACCUGCAUCUCUUUGGCUGCUAAAGUUGAAGAAACUCAAGUACCUCUUCUCUUGGACCUUCAAGUAGAAGAUGCAAAAUAUGUGUUUGAGGCAAAGAUUAUUCAGAAAAUGGAGCUUCUGAUUCUGUCCACCUUGAAUUGGAAGAUGUACCCUGUGAUCCUACUCUCAUUUUUAGAUCACAUUAUAAGGAGGUUGGGACUCAAAAUACAUCUUUACUGGCAGUUUCUCAAGCGUCGUGAGAAUCUUCUUCUCUCUUUGCUAUUGGAUUCAAGAUUCGUUGGUUGUCUUCCUUUUGUAUUGGCCACUGCAACAAUGCUGAAUAUUGAAUGGAGUGUCAGGGGUGACUCGUUAAGGAAUGUUGAUUCUGCUCAUGUUUCGAUCUCCAGCACCUUAAAGUAUGAUGAUUCAAAGAAAUGGGUGUUAUGUUUAUCUCACAUAGCUGGAAAAGACUGA
Messenger RNA from Arachis stenosperma, 558 nucleotides. RefSeq names its product cyclin-D3-1-like. Gene Ontology annotation, molecular function: cyclin-dependent protein serine/threonine kinase regulator activity. The record is from RefSeq and is a predicted model, not a curated record. Bases 1 to 558 code for a protein of 185 amino acids. NCBI's taxonomy places the organism in Eukaryota, Viridiplantae, Streptophyta, Magnoliopsida, Fabales, Fabaceae. The transcript is spliced from 5 exons. Gene Ontology annotation, biological process: regulation of cyclin-dependent protein serine/threonine kinase activity; mitotic cell cycle phase transition. Gene Ontology annotation, cellular component: nucleus; cytoplasm; cyclin-dependent protein kinase holoenzyme complex.